AAUGACAGUGAUAAUGACAGCAGGCAAACCAAACCUAAACGGGGUACAAGGGCAUAAUCAUUAUGUCUUUAUAUUCAGAAUAGUAGCGUUGUGAUGUAUGUAUUUGUUGUUAUUGAAUCACCAUUUUCCUUAACCACGUGCACGUUAUUCAGUCUGUUCAUAAUGUGCACUAUUUUGACCAACUGUUGCUUCAUGGCCAUGUCGGAACCAGAGUAUUGGGCCAAGUAUGUAGAGUACACUUUCACUGGCAUUUACACGUUUGAAUCGUUGAUAAAGAUUCUGGCGAGGGGAUUCUGUGUGGGGCCAUUUACCUUCCUGCGGGACCCGUGGAACUGGCUGGAUUUCAGUGUGAUUGUCAUGGCGUUGCUAACCGAGUCUGUUAAAGUAGGCAAUCUCCAAGCACUUCGAACAUUCAGGGUCCUCAGAGCAUUGAAAACUAUUUCGGUAAUCCCAGGCCUGAAGACCAUCGUGGGUGCGCUGAUCCAGUCAGUGAAGAAGCUGGCGGACGUGAUGAUCCUAACCGUUUUCUGCCUCAGUGUGUUCGCCCUCAUCGGCCUUCAGCUCUUCAUGGGUAACCUGCGACAGAAGUGCGUACGCAGCACGGCGCACUGCGUCAACAACACCCUCAACACCAACACCACCUUUUUCUGCAACAACCGGACGUGGUCCUCACUCAAAGACUUUAUUGCAGACGAAGAUAACUACUACAAAGUGGAGGGAGCGAAGGAUGCCUUAAUAUGUGGGGACGGGAGUGAUGCUGGGCAUUGUCCAGAUGGGUUUGAAUGUAGGAAGGCAGGAAGGAACCCUAACUAUGGUUACACCAGCUUUGACAGCUUUGGUUGGGCGUUUCUCUCCCUCUUCCGGCUGAUGACACAAGACUACUGGGAGAACCUCUAUCACCAGACUCUGCGGUCAGCAGGAAAGACCUACAUGGUGUUCUUCGUGGUGGUCAUCUUCCUGGGGUCAUUCUACCUGGUCAACCUGAUCCUGGCUGUGGUGGCUAUGGCCUACGAGGAGCAAAACCAGGCCACUAUCCAGGAGGCCUGGCAGAAAGAGAGGGAGUUCCAGCUGGCCAUGGAGUGCCUCAAGAAGGAAGCGCAGAAAGCUCAAGACACAGAUUCAUUGAUUUUCCCGGACCUGUCCCCUGGCCUGGCUCUGCCUGACAACAAGGAGUUGCAGAGCAGGAGGAGAAGUCUAGAGGGGCUGGUGGAGGAGACGGAGGAGACGGAGAACGAGGGAGACGUGGAGGAGGGAGACGUGAAAACAUUAAAGGUGGAUACAGUGGAUGGGGGCAGGAAGACCUCCCUACCAUAUAGCCCACUCCCCCACCAGCCAACACACCCCCUCCUCAUCCGCACCAUCUCCACGCGCACUAGACGAGGAAGCAACGGCAGUAUAUUUAACUUCCAUCGCCGGAACAAAGACUCAGAGGGUGACUUUGCCGACGAUGAGUUCAGUGUCCAUGGGGACAAUGAGGGGACACACAGUCGUGCUGGGUCCCUGGUGGUCCCGUGGAGCACCAGACGCAGGCCCAGUACCUACAGCACGGGCAGCCGGGGUUCCCAGAUCUUCCUCAACAUCAAUGGGAAGCUGUUUGUGGCCAUGGACCAGAACGGGGUCACCCCGCAGGGCCUCCCAGAAUGCACCAUGGAGAGGGUCAAGGUGGAGAGUAGGCCUAACUCCAGCACAGAGCUGAGCAACAUGCUGCUCCCUCGCCAGGUAUCCAGAGAAGAGCACGCACGCAGGGACCGAGCUCUGAGCGCCGCCAGCUACCUCACUGACGCCUUGGAGGAACUGGAGGAGUCGCGUCAGAAGUGCCACCCCUGCUGGUAUGAGUUUGCCCACAAGUACCUGAUCUGGGAAAGCAGUCCACGUUGGCUUCGGUUGAAGACGCUGGUCAAGGUGAUGGUGAUGGAUCCCUUCCUGGACCUAGCCAUUACCAUCUGCAUCGUGCUCAACACCCUGUUCAUGGCCAUGGAGCACUACCCCAUGACUGACGAAUUUAACGGCAUGCUGUCCAUAGGCAACCUGGUAUUCUCCGGGAUCUUCACCGCUGAGAUGGUCUUAAAGAUCAUCGCUCUGGAUCCAUACUACUAUUUCCAACAAGGUUGGAACAUCUUUGACAGCAUCAUCGUGUGCCUCAGCCUCAUGGAGCUGGGCCUGUCCGACGUGGAGGGACUGUCCGUUCUCCGGUCCUUCAGACUGCUGAGGGUGUUCAAGUUGGCCAAGUCGUGGCCCACCCUCAACACACUCAUCAAGAUCAUCGGCAACUCGGUGGGCGCCCUGGGAAACCUGACCCUGGUCCUAGCCAUCAUUGUCUUCAUCUUUGCCGUGGUGGGCAUGCAGCUGUUCGGCAAGAACUACCAGGACUGUGUGUGUAAGAUCUCCAAGGACUGUACACUGCCGCGCUGGCACAUGAAGGACUUCUUCCACUCGUUCCUCAUCGUGUUCAGGGUGCUAUGCGGCGAGUGGAUCGAGACGAUGUGGGAUUGUAUGGAGGUGGCCGGGCAACCUCUCUGCAUCCUGGUCUUCAUGCUCGUCAUGGUGAUCGGGAACCUAGUGGUACUCAACCUCUUCCUAGCCUUGCUGCUCAGCUCAUUCAGCUCGGACAACCUCUCGGCGCCCGACGACGACGGCGAGAUGAACAACCUGCAGAUCGCUCUUGGCCGCAUCAAAAGUGGCAUGGGCUGGCUCCGAAGCCAGAUCUGCGACUUCUUCAACGGCAACUUCAAGAGGCGACGGCAGAAGAGCAAAGAAACAAAGGCCAUGCUGAAGCUCAAGAGGCUGAGCCACGGUGCUCCGCUUGGCGAGGUGGGCAAUGGGACAGUGGUGACGCUGGGGGGAGGGAUCGGGGUGAUCGGGCGCCACGGAGAGAAGAUAAUGGUCCCGGAGGUCGAUGACAGCUACAUGACAAACCCCAAUCUGACCAUCAGUGUGCCCAUCGCUCCUGGCGAGUCAGACGUGGAGUUCCCUGAGGAGGAUGAUGAUGAUGAUGAGGAUGAGAGCGAGAUCUCGGAGGAGGACGAGGAGGAGGAGGAAGAGGAGGAGAGCAAACAGGUAAAGGAUGACAUCAGCCUUUCAGAGGGCAGCACAGUGGAUCUGAGGAAGCCAGGGGAGGAAGAGGAUGAGUAUUCGGAGAUGGCCGAAGAGACCAUGGAUCCUGACAACUGCUUCCCUGAAGUAUGCGUGCGCCACUUCCAGUCCUGUGACAUCCAAACCACGGCGGGCCUGGGCCAGGCAUGGUGGCGGUUGAGGAAGACCUGCUUUCAGAUAGUGGAGCACAGCUGGUUCGAGUCCUUCAUCAUCUUUAUGAUCCUGCUGAGCAGCGGCGCUCUGGCCUUUGAGGACAUCUACAUCGAACAGAGAAAAGUGGUCAAAGUGGUGCUGGAGUACGCCGACAAGAUCUUCACCUACAUUUUCAUUCUGGAGAUGCUCCUCAAGUGGAUUGCAUACGGAUUCAAGAAGUACUUCACUAACUACUGGUGCUGGCUGGAUUUCCUGAUUGUGGAUGUGUCUUUGGUGAGCCUAGUGGCUAACACACUUGGCUACUCGGACUUCGCUGCCAUCAAAUCACUUAGAACCCUCAGAGCUCUGAGGCCGCUAAGAGCACUGUCCCGAUUUGAAGGCAUGCGGGUUGUGGUAAACGCCCUGAUCGGCGCCAUCCCGUCCAUCAUGAACGUACUGCUGGUGUGCCUGAUCUUCUGGCUCAUCUUCAGCAUCAUGGGGGUCAAUCUGUUCGCCGGCAAGUACGGACGCUGCGUCAACCGGACGGGCUACAUCCACAAUGUGUCCAUGGUCAACAACAAGACCGACUGCCUGGCCAUGAACGACACCCAGUUCUACUGGACCAAAGUCAAGGUCAACUUCGACAACGUGGGUGCCGGUUACCUUGCCCUCUUACAAGUUGCUACAUUCAAAGGCUGGAUGGAGAUCAUGUAUGCAGCAGUGGAUUCUCGUGCUGUGGACGAACAGCCUAUCAGAGAGGUCAACAUGUACAUGUACCUAUACUUCGUCAUUUUCAUCAUCUUUGGCUCCUUCUUCACCCUUAACCUCUUCAUUGGCGUCAUCAUCGACAACUUCAACCAGCAGAAACGAAAGUUAGGUGGGCAAGACAUCUUCAUGACAGAGGAACAGAAAAAGUACUACAAUGCCAUGAAGAAGCUAGGGUCUAAAAAGCCUCAGAAACCAAUUCCAAGGCCAUUGAACCAAGUGCAGGGCUUCUUCUUCGACCUAGUGGGCAAACAGGCAUUCGACAUCAUCAUCAUGGUCCUCAUCCUGCUCAACAUGAUUACCAUGAUGGUGGAGACGGACGAGCAGCCGGCCCGCAUGGAAUACAUCCUCAACAAAAUCAACCUGGCCUUCAUCAUCAUCUUCUCCUGUGAGUGCCUCAUCAAGAUCGUGGCGCUACGCUGCUACUUCUUCACCAUUGGCUGGAACAUCUUCGACUUUGUAGUGGUCAUCCUCUCCAUCGUUGGUAUCGUUCUCGCUGACAUCAUAGAGAAGUACUUUGUGUCGCCGACACUGUUCCGAGUCAUUCGAUUGGCCAGGAUCGGACGAGUACUUCGACUCAUCCGUGGAGCCAAAGGAAUAAGGACCUUACUCUUUGCCUUAAUGAUGUCCCUUCCUGCCCUGUUCAACAUCGGCCUCCUGCUCUUUCUGGUCAUGUUCAUAUACGCCAUCUUUGGCAUGGCCAACUUUGCCUAUGUCAAGAAGCAGGCGGGCAUCGACGACAUGUUCAACUUCGAGACGUUCGGCAACAGUAUGAUCUGCCUAUUCCAGAUCACCACGUCAGCGGGCUGGGACGGCCUGCUCAGCCCCAUCCUCAACAACUCUCCGGAAGAGUGCAACCCCAACCUCGUCCACACAGGCACCAACGCCCGGGGCAACUGUGGCAACCCCUCAGUGGGCAUCACCUUCUUUGUCACCUACAUCAUCAUCUCCUUCCUCAUCGUGGUCAACAUGUACAUCGCCAUCAUCCUGGAGAACUUCAGCGUGGCCACCGAGGAGAGCACCGAGCCGCUGAGCGAGGACGACUUUGAGAUGUUCUAUGAGGUGUGGGAGAAGUUCGACCCAGAGGCCACGCAGUUCAUCGAGUACGCCAAGCUGUCAGACUUUGCCGACACACUGUCGGAGCCACUGCGCAUUGGCAAGCCUAACAAGAUCAAGCUGAUCUCCAUGGACCUGCCCAUGGUCAGUGGAGACAAGAUCCACUGCCUGGACAUUCUGUUUGCCUUCACCAAGCGUGUGUUGGGCGAGUCGGGCGAGAUGGACGCUCUUAAGCAGCAAAUGGAGGAGAAGUUCAUGAUGGCCAACCCAUCCAAGAUCUCCUACGAGCCCAUCACCACCACGCUGAGGCGCAAACAGGAGGACAUGUCGGCCACUGUCAUCCAGAGGUGCUACCGCCGGCACCUGUUGCGGAGGCAGAUGAAGCAAGCCUCCUUCAUGUACAGAUCAAUGCAGAUCAAUCUGACGCAAAGCUCCAUGGACAGGAGGGCCACCGCCCCGGAGAAAGAGGGCCUCAUAGCCUCCAUGAUCAAGGAGAACUACGGGGGGCCUGAGAUGGAGCUGAUGGAGACCCUGUCCUCCACCUCCUCUCCGCCGUCUUACGACAGCGUCACACGGGCGACUAGCGAACUUUUCCAAGUUUUAAUUCUCGAACAGUCCAGGAACAAUGACCUAAGUGAACAUUGCCCUGCCCCCGACAGAGACCGCGAGACAUUUCUGUAACAGCGACUAGGAAAUGCUUUUUUUCUCUUUUACAUUUUUUUGUUGUUGUUGUUGUUGUUGUUUACCGAAUGUAAAAUAGCUCAAAUUACCCUGGUUUAGUACAUGUGGUUGUGCAGAGAAACUGCUAGGGGUUUUCAUAGAGAAAAGGCAAAUUAUUUGUUUAUUUUUGGUGAACAUGCUUUGUGGGAGUACACAAAGGGGCGUGUGUAAAUCCUAGAUGACCAUUGACCCUGCUCAUGUCAAGUUUGCUUCACAGUUAAUAUGCAUGAAUAACCUCUGCAGGGUCACAACAAUUAUAUCACUGAUGUAAUAAUCAUUUAUUAGACUAAAAUAAAUACAGUUUAUCAGUAUUUACAAAGUAUGCCUGACCGUAUGAGUUCAUUAAAGGUCUUACUAUUAUUGGUGUGAUUCCUUAUGAUCAACAGUUUUAUAACUGUGAGAUGUGGGAGAAAAAACAAAGGGAUACAAUUUUUCGUAGUAAAGUAUAACUUUGUUGAUGUUGCCAGUCUUUCAUAGCAGUACAAUUAUUACUAUUUUUGAUAUUUUUAGAGUAAGAAAAAAAACAUGGCCUCUUCUGAAUUGGAGUCGCUUACCGUGAAAGGGAAUACUUCCACACUGUAACAAGACAAACGGGCAGGUAAUAACUUUUCACAUUAAAAGAAUGCUGUAUUUGAACUGUUUUUUGCUCUUGGGUUUACAUGUAGAAAUAUCCAGACGGUCACUGCAUAUUAGUUAAUUUUUCAUUCAUAACGAUCUGGUCUUAGUUACACAAAGCUAAGAAGCAAUUCAGUAACCAAGAUCAGUAUGUGACAAUCAAACCUACAUCUCAUGGUUAAGAUUGACAGAUGUUUUUUUUCUCCAUAUCUUCUUUAGGACUGCCCAAAUGGCUGCAUAUUUUAUGAGCAUCAGAGAUCCUAUUCACUAUUAGACGGGUGGAUAAUCGUCCUAUUUAUUUAUUAUUUUAAGUAUUUGUUUUGCAUGUUUUGAAUGCGUCAUAUAGACAAAUCACGCUCAAGGCUGAACAGCUAUAAUUUCUCUACAGUUUUUUGCAGAAACUGUGUUUAGCAGUAAUUUGCUACUUUUAAGUGAAUUAUUUUUCAGAUAAAAGUGUAAAAGUUUGUACAGGAUUUUUUGUUGUUGCUUGAUCUCUCCAGACCAUUCAGCUUCUCUUGGUUACCCAUAGAUUACUCUCCACUGUAGGACUGAUACCGGCACAUAUAGUUUCUAUUCGACUAGAAUAAUAAUAAAAAAGACACCGCUCAACUUUAAUAUGAUAUACUGUAUAUUUUCAUGUUAUGGUUGCAGGUGUGUUGAAGGGCUGUUUUCUGUAGCAAUAGAUCCAGUGUGUGCCUGGUAUAUACAGUACCCCUGUCCUGUUUCUAAAUGGAUCUCUACCCACAUCGUUGCCCCAUUAGAUGCCAUAGGUGAAUGACUGGGAUCACACUGCUAUUUUUCGAUGUCUACCGGGGACUUUUAUAAAGAGAUUUCUGAUUGCAUGCUUUGUAUCGGGAAUAUUGGGGAAAAUGUUUAAAACUCGGGUGCGGUCCUAUUUGUUGUUGGGGGGGGGAAACAUUUUUACACAAAAACAUCAUGGUGAAAAGUAAACUCGACACAUCUCUGUCAUAAAUGUACUGUUUUCAUCAUAACAAGAGCUGCUUCAUCAUAAAAACAUCCAAGAUGAACAGAAAGUUUUUUUUUUCAUUCUUAUACACUGUCAUAAAUGCAGUAGCCUACAACAGGCAUCUUCUCAGCAGUCAGUAGAUAAUGGCUUUACAUUUCUCACUGCUCAACCACAAUGCAGUGCCUCAGUAAAGCCCACAUUGCAGUAAAUAUUAUUUAUAAAUACAUUUUAGUACUUUCCGUUUAAAUAUUUUUUUGUACUUUGCAAACACAUGCCUCUGUAUAUAAGAUAACGACCUCCUGUGAAAUAAAAGAGAGCCUACAAUA
This is a messenger RNA of Salmo salar (Atlantic salmon), 7674 nucleotides long. NCBI's taxonomy places the organism in Eukaryota, Metazoa, Chordata, Actinopteri, Salmoniformes, Salmonidae. The record is from RefSeq and is a predicted model, not a curated record.